Messenger RNA from Arabidopsis lyrata subsp. lyrata, 1019 nucleotides. Its product is annotated as ras-related protein RABD2a. Lineage: Eukaryota; Viridiplantae; Streptophyta; Magnoliopsida; Brassicales; Brassicaceae. Bases 88 to 699 code for a protein of 203 amino acids. The record is from RefSeq and is a predicted model, not a curated record. Gene Ontology annotation, molecular function: GTPase activity; GTP binding. The transcript is spliced from 8 exons.
UCAUUAUUAUUUCAAGGCCCAAUAACUGAAUCUCCUCCUCUCGUCUUCUUCUCUCUCUCGCUGCUCUUCCUCCCACAGAUCGAAACCAUGAAUCCUGAGUACGACUAUCUUUUCAAGCUCCUGCUUAUCGGGGAUUCUGGCGUAGGCAAGUCUUGUCUUCUUUUGAGAUUUUCUGAUGAUUCUUAUGUAGAAAGUUACAUUAGCACUAUUGGAGUCGAUUUUAAAAUUAGGACUGUGGAGCAAGAUGGGAAAACGAUUAAGCUCCAAAUUUGGGACACUGCUGGUCAAGAACGGUUCAGGACUAUCACUAGCAGUUACUACCGUGGGGCACAUGGAAUUAUUAUUGUCUACGAUGUCACAGAUCAAGAAAGCUUCAAUAAUGUCAAGCAAUGGUUGAGUGAAAUUGAUCGUUAUGCUAGUGACAACGUGAACAAACUCCUGGUCGGAAACAAGUCUGAUCUUACUGAAAACAGAGACGUUCCUUAUGAAACGGCCAAGGCUUUUGCCGAUGAAAUUGGGAUUCCUUUUAUGGAGACUAGUGCAAAAGAUGCUACAAACGUAGAACAGGCUUUCAUGGCAAUGUCUGCAUCCAUCAAAGAGAGAAUGGCAAGCCAACCAGCUGGGAAUAAUGCAAGACCGCCGACAGUGCAGAUCAGAGGACAACCUAUGGCUCAGAAGAACGGCUGCUGCUCAACUUGAUUGAAUUGACCAGCCUAGCAAUAUCCUUUCCAAUCUUAGAACAAGUGUUCCUUCUUUUGACUAGGCUCCAAUUCACUUGUACUUGGUUGUGUCUUGUCUGUAAUUAAGCUCCCUUGGUUGGUUAUUAUUCUGUUUUCCACGUUUCCUAUUUGGUUUACCUCAUGAUGAGGUCCUCAUCCUUGGCAACUAUCUCUUCCCAACAUUAUUGUUUUUCAUUGCUGCCUUUAGUGGUUUUCUGUGGGUAUUUGCUUAACAAUAUUCAACCCUUGUAUGACUCGAUUUAAUACCCACUUUUUUUCUUUUUCUUUCCUAUUAUCAAA